GUUGAUUGGGGAUAUGCGCGGUAUCUUGUUCGAGUCUGCAACGAUAUUGUUCCCGGAAAGAGAAGGUGAAAAGAGAAACCAAAAGAACAAAAGAAGUAAAUAAGAAAACGUUUGGGAGAAAAUCAGGAGGAGGUGAAGAACUCGAACUCUUAAUUCGCAAUUGCGAGUAAAUAAAGUGGAAGAAUUGAAAUUGCAAAGGGAAAGCAUGGCAAAAGAGGGGAGUGGAUCCAUACUGCAAUUCGCACCGUUUCAAAGUUCAGUAGACGAAGGAUUUUGGCACCGAUUCUCUUCUUUGAAGCUCAACAAGUUUGGCAUCGACGAUUCUCCCAUCGCUAUCUCCGGUUUCUUUGCACCUUGCUCACAUCCUCAGGUAUCCAAUCAUUUAACUCUCCUCGCUGAAUCGCUGCCGUCUGAUUCAAAUGAGGAAUCAUCAAUUCCAGCUUUUAGUCGAGGCAAUCGGAAUAGGUGCUCUGUUCCGGGCAUUCUUUACAACACUAAUACGAUGGAAAGUUUCCAUGGUUUGGAUAAACAAGGUCUGCUCAGGGCAGAAGCAAAGAAGAUUUGGGAGGAUGUUCAUAGUGGAAAAGUUCUGGAGGACUCUUCAGUAUUAUCAAGGUUCCUUCUUAUCUCAUUUGCAGACCUGAAAAAAUGGAGCUUUCACUAUUGGUUUGCUUUCCCUGCUCUUGUACUUGAUCCUCCUGCUACCUUGGUAGAUUUGAGGCCAGCUUCUCAAUGGUUCACCUUGGAAGAGGCAGAAUCUGUAUCAGCGGCAUGUAAUGAAUGGCGAAACUCAAGUGUAACUGCUGAUGUGCCAUUCUUUUUGGUCAGUGUUGGUUCUGAUUCACGGGCUGCCGUUAGGCAUCUUAAGGAUUGGGAAACCUGUCAAUAUGAUGGUCAAAAGUUGCUAUUUGCAUUUUAUGACCCAUGUCAUCUUCCAAACAAUCCUGGCUGGCCUCUCCGCAACUACCUGGCAUUUAUUUGUGCUAGAUGGAAUCUCAAAACAGUUCACUUUUUGUGCUAUAGAGAGAAUCGUGGUUUUGCUGAUUUGAGUUUGUCCCUUGUUGGUGAAGCCUUGAUUACAAUUUCACAAGGAUGGAGGGAACAUCAAUGUGUGCCCAAUGCUGUAGGAUGGGAACUUAACAAGGGGAGAAAAGUACCAAGGUGUAUUAACCUUGCAAAAUCCAUGGAUCCAACCAGGUUAGCUAUAUCUGCUGCAGACUUAAAUUUGAAACUGAUGAGAUGGCGUGCUUUGCCAUCUCUUAACUUAGACAUCUUGUUUUCUAUCAAGUGCCUUCUCCUUGGUGCAGGCACACUUGGAUGCCAGGUUGCUCGAAUGCUUAUGGCUUGGGGUGUCCGCAGAAUCACUCUAGUUGACAAUGGCAGGGUGGCCAUGUCUAAUCCAUUGAGGCAGUCACUGUAUACAUUGGAUGACUGCCUCAAUGGUGGUGAUUUUAAAGCCACAGCAGCAGUGAGAAGCCUACAGCGAAUAUUUCCUGCAGUGGUAGCAGAAGGUGUUGUUAUGGCCAUUCCUAUGCCUGGACAUCCAGUGUCCAGCCAAGAAGAGAACAGUGUCCUUGAAGAUUGUAGACGACUCAAUGAUUUGAUUGGUUCUCAUGAUGUAAUUUUCUUGUUGACUGAUACUAGAGAGAGUCGGUGGCUCCCUACACUUCUCUGUGCCAACACUAACAAGAUAACCAUUACUGCAGCCCUUGGGUUUGACAGCUUCUUGGUUAUGCGCCAUGGACCUGGUCCUUUUAACUCCACUCCUGACUUGAAAGCUGAAAUGCCAAAUUCUUUAUCUGCUGUCAUGGACAACCUUGCCCUAACAAAUACAGAUGGAAAGCAGAGACUGGGUUGUUACUUCUGUAAUGAUGUGGUUGCCCCAACAGAUUCAACUUCAAACCGCACAUUGGAUCAGCAGUGCACUGUUACUCGUCCAGGGCUUGCACCUAUUGCUUCCGCACUUGCAGUUGAGCUUUUAGUAGGCAUAUUGCAUCACCCUCAUGGGAUAUUUGCUGAAGCUGAGAUUGCCAAGUCCAAUAAUGGUGGAAGUAGUGAGCUUCCUCUGGGUAUUUUACCCCAUCAGAUACGAGGUUCACUCCCCCACUUUCAACAGAUGACCCUUGUGGGCAACUCCUCUAACAGUUGUACAGCAUGUUGCAGCACUGUUGUGUCGGAAUAUCGCAAAAGAGGGAUGCAAUUCAUUCUCCAAGCAAUUAACCAUCCUACCUAUUUGGAGGAUCUUACUGGACUAACAGAGUUGAUGAGAUCAGCAAACACUUUUCAACUAGACUGGGAUGAUGAGAUGGAGGAUGCUGAUGAUGAAUGCAUCGAACUAUAAAAGAUUAAAGACUACUUUAUACAUUUCAGAAUAAUUUUUUUUUCUUUCUGUAUAAAUACAAACCAAAAAGGCAAAUGUGAAGUUUAAAUCCAUUUCCAGUUUCCUCUUUGAUUUGAAAUCAAUCUGAACAUUAAUAUGUCUUCUUCUCUCA
Molecule: messenger RNA, 2492 nt
Organism: Theobroma umbraticum
Lineage: Eukaryota; Viridiplantae; Streptophyta; Magnoliopsida; Malvales; Malvaceae
Gene: APG7
Product: ThiF family protein
Biological process (GO): autophagosome assembly; C-terminal protein lipidation; piecemeal microautophagy of the nucleus
Cellular component (GO): phagophore assembly site; cytoplasm
Molecular function (GO): Atg8 activating enzyme activity; Atg12 activating enzyme activity
Source: RefSeq, a predicted model, not a curated record